Ailuropoda melanoleuca (giant panda) is the source of this 5363-nucleotide messenger RNA. It is a transcript of the gene CUL7, whose product is annotated as cullin 7. Gene Ontology annotation, biological process: ubiquitin-dependent protein catabolic process. The record is from RefSeq and is a predicted model, not a curated record. Gene Ontology annotation, molecular function: ubiquitin protein ligase binding. NCBI's taxonomy places the organism in Eukaryota, Metazoa, Chordata, Mammalia, Carnivora, Ursidae. The transcript is spliced from 26 exons. Gene Ontology annotation, cellular component: Golgi apparatus. The coding region runs from base 435 to 5309 and encodes 1624 amino acids.
GCGCGGAGGAGGAGGUGCCGCGCGUCGCCGAGGUGGCACCGGCGACUCCGCCCCGGCGCUCUCCCAAGGCCCCCAGCUUUCCGCUGGGCUCGGCGGAAAUGAGCCGCUGCUCCGGGCGGGUGGCGGAGCCCCGGGAGCUGGGCGGGCGGCGCCGCUGGCUGGGCCCGGUCCCGCCCCGCCCCAGCGGCCGCUGACCUGUGCGGCGGGCGGUGACAGGGGCAGCCCCGAGGUGCUCUCCCUGCGCGCCACGCCCCCUGCCCGCCCUCCUGUCCUUCGGAGGCACGCCCCCUCCCGCCUCUCGGCUUCGACCCCCUCGGGGGCCCAGGCGGGGCCCAAAUCUCCGCCAGCAUCGCCGCCAUCGUCUGCGCUGCGUCCCUAGCUCAGCGAAGGACAGGCCUCGCGCCGGGACCCCCAUCGACUUCUGAGGUGCCGGCAUGGUGGGGGAGCUCCGCUACAGGGAAUUCCGAGUGCCCCUGGGGCCGGGCUUGCACGCCUAUCCAGAUGAGCUGAUCCGCCAGCGUGUGGGCCACGAUGGGCAUCCUGAGUACCAGAUCCGCUGGCUUAUCCUCCGGCGUGGGGAUGAUGGGGAAGGGGGCUCUGGCCAAGUGGACUGCAAGGCUGAGCACAUCCUCCUGUGGAUGUCCGACGACGAGAUCUACGCCAGCUGCCACAAGAUGCUGGGCGAGGACGGCCAGGUCAGCGGGCGGCCUCCGGAGACUGCUGGGGAGGCUGGGGCCCUGGACCAGUCUGUGCUGGGGGAAAUGGAAACCGAUGUGAAGUCUUUGAUUCAGAGGGCCCUCCGGCAGCUGGAGGAGUGUGUGGGCACCAUCCCUCCCGCUCCUCUGCUCCACACGGUCCACGUACUCAGCGCCUACGCCAGCAUCGAGCCCCUGACUGGGGUAUUCAAAGACCCAAGGGUCCUGGACCUGCUCAUGCACAUGCUGAGUAGUCCUGAUUAUCAGAUCCGCUGGAGCGCCGGCCGCAUGAUCCAAGCCCUGGCCUCCCAUGAUGCCGGCACCCGGACCCAGAUCCUUCUGUCACUGAGCCAGCAAGAAGCCAUUGAGAAACACCUGGAUUUUGACAGCCGCUGUGCUCUGCUGGCUCUGUUUGCGCAGGCCACGCUCUCUGAACACCCCAUGUCUUUCGAGGGCAUUCAGCUGCCACAGGUCCCAGGAAGGCUGCUCUUCUCCCUGGUGAAGCGCUAUUUGCAUGUCACUUCCCUUCUGGACCAGCUGAAUGACAGUGCUGCAGAACCAGGAGCCCAGAACAACUCUGCUCCCGAGGAGUUGAGUGGCGAAAGGGAUCGCCUGGAGCUGGAGUUCAGCAUGGCCAUGGGCACCCUGAUCUCAGAGCUGGUGCAGGCCAUGCGCUGGGACUGGGCCUCAAGCAGACAGGGGCUCUCGGCACGGUCCUCCUGCUCCAUCUUCCAGCCCCAGCUGGCAGAGGCCGGCCUGGGGCUGCCACCCACCAGGGCCCAGCCCUCUGUUAGGAGGUCACGGAGAUUCCGCCCACGCUCUGAGUUUGCAAGUGGCAACACUUACGCCUUGUAUGUGCGAGAGACGCUGCAGCCCGGGAUGCGAGUGCGCAUGCUGGAUGACUACGAGGAGGUCAGCGCUGGGGACGAGGGCGAGUUCCGUCAGAGCAACAACGGCGUGCCCCCCGUGCAGGUGUUGUGGGAGUCGACGGGCCGUACCUACUGGGUACACUGGCACAUGCUGGAAAUUCUGGGCUUUGAGGAAGACAUUGAGGAUGUGGUUGAGGCUGAUGAGUACCAUGGGGCAGCAGUCCGUGGAGCCCUGGGUUCAGGUCUGCCCUCCUGGCGGUGGAAGCCCAUGACAGAGCUCUAUGCGGUGCCCUGCGUGCUGCCCGAGGAUGAAGAUGCUGAAGAGAGCGAACACCUCUCCCAGGCGGAGUGGUGGGAGCUCCUCUUCUUCAUCAAGAAGCUGGACGGACCCGACCAUCAGGAGGUUCUCCAGAUCCUCCAGGAGAACCUGGAUGGGGAGGUUCUGGAUGACGAGGUCCUGGCUGAGCUGACUGUGCCCAUAGAGUUGGCCCAGGAUCUGCUGCUGGCUCUGCCACAGCGGCUCGACGACAGCGCUCUCAGGGACCUGCUCAACUGCCGUGUCUACAGGAAAUAUGGGCCUGAGGCCCUGGCGGGGCAGCCAGCUUACCCAACACUGCUGGAAGCCCAGGCCCAGCCUCAGGAAUCAGCACGUGCAGCCGGAGUGGAAGGAAAAGAAUCCCUAACUCAGUAUCCCGACACUCCUCUGUGGCGACUGAUGGAGGGCUGCGGUCCGCCUGGGAGAACCUUCCUGGACUUGGAGCGAGCCCUCAGCUCAGGGGGCCCCCAGGAGACAGAGAUCAAGCCGUUCCUGAUCCAGCUGCAGCGGCAGCCCCGGCCCUUCCUUACCCUGAUGCAGAGCCUCGGCACCCCGGCGGCCAACAAGCCCCUGCACCUGAGCGUUCUGAGAAUCCUGAUGCAGCUGGUGGACUUCCCCGAGGCGCUGCUGCUCCCCUGGCACGAGGCCAUGGACGCCUGCAUGGCCUGUCUGCGGUCACCCGACACUGACCGAGAGGUGCUCCAGGAGCUCAUCUUCUUCCUGCACCGCCUAGCCUCCGUGAGCAGGGACUAUGCUGUGGUGCUGAAUCAGCUGGGAGCCCGAGAUGCCAUCUCCAAGGCCCUGGAAAAGCACCUGGGAAAACUGGAGCUGGCUCAGGAGCUGCGGGACAUGGUGUUCAAGUGUGAGAAGCAUGCCCACCUCUACCGGAAACUCACUACCAACAUCCUGGGAGGCUGUAUCCAGAUGGUGCUGGGCCAGAUCGAAGACCACAGACGGACCCGCCGACCCAUCAACAUCCCCUUCUUUGACGUGUUCCUCCGGCAUCUGUGCCAGGGCUCCAGUGUGGAAGUGAAGGAGGACAAGUGCUGGGAGAAGGUGGAGGUGUCCUCCAACCCACACCGGGCCAGCAAGCUGACGGACCGCAACCCCAAGACCUACUGGGAGUCCAACGGCAGCGCCGGCUCCCACUACAUCACCUUGCACAUGCACCCGGGCGUCCUCAUCAGGCAGCUGACUCUGCUGGUGGCUGGUGAAGACUCGAGCUACAUGCCGGCCAGGGUGGUGGUGUUUGGGGGCGACAGUGCCAACUCUCUUAACACAGAACUCAACUCGGUCAACGUGAUGCCCUCCGCCAGCCGGGUGAUCCUCCUGGAGAGCCUGACCCGCUUCUGGCCCGUCGUCCAGAUCCGCAUAAAGCGCUGCCAGCAGGGCGGCAUCGACACGCGCAUCCGGGGGUUGGAGGUCCUGGGCCCCAAGCCCACCUUCUGGCCGGUGUUUCGGGAGCAGCUGUGCCGUCACACACGUCUCUUCUACAUGGUUCGGGCGCAGGCCUGGAGCCAGGACAUAGCAGAGGACCGCAGGAGCCUCCUGCACCUGAGUUCGAGACUCAACGGGGCUCUGCGCCAAGAGCAGAAUUUUGCUGAUCGCUUCCUCCCUGAUGACGAGGCUGCCCAAGCACUGGGCAAGACCUGCUGGGAGGCCCUGGUCAGCCCCCUGGUGCAGAACAUCACCUCGCCCGAUGAGGAUGGCAUCAGCCCCCUGGGCUGGCUGCUGGACCAGUACCUGGAGUGUCGGGAGGCUGCCCACAACCCCCAGAGCCGCGCAGCUGCUUUCUCCUCGCGGGUGCGCCGCCUCACCCACCUGCUGGUGCACGUGGAGCCCUGUGAGGCGCCCCCUCCGGCUGUGGCCACUCCCCGGCCCAAGGGCAGAAACCGGAGCCACGACUGGAGCUCCCUGGCCACCCGGGGGCUGCCCAGCAGCAUCGUGAGAAACCUGACCCGCUGCUGGCGGGCGGUGGUGGAGGAGCAGGUGAACACCUUCCUGACCUCGCACUGGCGGGAUGAGGACUUCGUGCCGCGCUACUGCGAGCACUUCCAUAACCUGCAGAAGUCGAGCUCCGAGCUGUUCGGGCCCAGGGCCGCCUUCUUGCUGGCGCUGCACAACGGCUGUGCUGGCGGCUUGCUGAAGCUCCCGUUCCUCAAAGCUGCCCACGUGAGCGAGCAGUUUGCCCGGCACAUCGACCAGCGGAUCCAGGGCAGCCGGAUUGGCGGGGCGCGGGGCAUGGAGAUGCUGGCGCAGUUGCAGCGCUGCCUGGAGACAGCCCUCCUGUUCUCCGGCCUGGACAUGGCCACCGCCUUCGAGCAUUACUACCAGAGGAUACAGGGGGGCCACGAGGCCAGUGACAAGGAGCACAAGGGAGAGAAGGCAGAGGAGGCAGAGGGAGCUGGGGCGGCAGCAGCCACAGACGUGGCGGGGGAGGACGAGGAGGACGAGGAGGAAGACGAGGAUCUCUACUAUGAGGGGGCGAUGCCCGAAGUGUCCGUGCUAGUCCUGUCACCGCGCUGCUGGCCCAUUGCCUCCAUCCGCCACACGCUGAACCCCCGGACCUGCCUGCCCUCCUACCUCAGGGGCACUUUGAAUCGAUACACCAACUUCUACAGCAAGAGUCAGAGCUACCCAACCCUGGAGCGGGGCCUGCAGAGGCGGCUACAGUGGACGUGGCUGGGCCGGGCUGAGCUGCAGUUUGGGGACCAGACCCUCCAUGUGUCCACCGUGCAGAUGUGGCUGCUGUUGUAUCUCAAUGACCUGAAGGCUGUCUCCGUGGAGAGCCUGCUGGCGCUCUCCGGGCUCUCUCCAGACAUGCUCGAUCAGGCAAUUGGGCCUCUUACCUCUUCGAGAGGCCCCCUGGACCUUCAAGAGCAAAAGGAUGUCCCAGGAGGGGUGCUGAAGAUUCGAGAUGCCAGCGAGGAGCCCAGGCCAAGGAGGGGCAACGUGUGGCUCAUCCCACCUCAGACGUACCUGAAAGCCGAGGAUGAAGAGGGUCGGAACCUGGAGAAGAGACGGAACCUUCUGAACUGCCUCAUUGUCCGAAUCCUCAAGGCACAUGGGGACGAGGGGCUGCACAUUGACCAGCUUGUCUGUCGGGUCCUGGAUGCUUGGCAGAAGGGCCCGUGUCCUCCCAGGGGGCUGGUCAGCAGCCUUGGUAGGGGGUCUGCCUGCAACAGUACCGACGUCCUCUCCUGCAUCCUGCACCUCCUGGGCAAGGGCACAGUGAGGCGCCAUGACGACCGGCCCCACACACUGUCCUAUGCGGUCCCCGUGACAGUGAUGGAGCCUCACACCGAGUCCCUGAACCCAGGCUCCUCAGGCCCCAACCCACCCCUCACCUUCCAUACCCUGCAGAUUCGCUCUCGGGGCGUGCCCUAUGCCUCCUGCACCGGCACCCAGAGCUUCUCUACCUUCCGGUAGCCCUGGAAGCGGGACCAGGGCUUUGUACGGAAAUAAAAUGCAGGAGUUUGAUUA